Molecule: messenger RNA, 1452 nt
Organism: Beauveria bassiana ARSEF 2860
Lineage: Eukaryota; Fungi; Ascomycota; Sordariomycetes; Hypocreales; Cordycipitaceae
Product: FAD binding domain-containing protein
Exons: 3
Coding region: 1-1452 (483 amino acids)
Molecular function (GO): FAD binding
Source: RefSeq, a predicted model, not a curated record
AUGCAAAAGUUGCUCUACAUUCUUCUCUUCGGCGGCUGCGCUGUCUGCCAGCAGUCCAAUAAGUCCUUCGUUCCUCCAACACAGGAUCAGAAUCCCAUGAACAGCAUGACAUCCUCGAUGGAAAUUCAAAAUCCCUCUGACAAAACCGGCCAUUUCUUUGGCAAUAGUCAGCAUGCGUUUAACUCUUCGAAUGAGCGCUCGCUGUGUGUUGUCGAGGUGUCAAGCACCGAAGAUGUAUCAAAAACCAUCAGAAUCAUAGGUAGCAGCCGGACACCUUUUGCCAUUCAAUCUGGCGGCCAUACAUCCAAUCCGGGGUUUUCAGGCACCAAAGGAAUCCACAUAUCCCUUGCAAGACUCACUCAGAUACAUCUCUCCCAAGACAAAAGCAGUGUUAAAGUUGGCCUGGGAAAUACCUGGGUCGAUGUGUAUGUUGCUCUGAAUGGCACAGGUGUCAACGCAGUAGGAGGCAGGGUGGCAGGACCUGGCGUUGGAGGAGUGACGCUUGGGGGUGGGGGAUUCUCCUGGCUCACAAAUCAAUACGGCCUAGGCUGUGAUACUGUCAUUUCUUACAAACUCGUUCUUCCAAAUGGAACAGCCAUCACCGUUGACUCGACAACGCCUGACCUCUUCUUCGCUCUCAAAGGCGGCCUCAACCGGUUCGGGAUUGUCACCAGUAUCAUUUUCAAAACAUUUCCUCAGCCCUAUAUAGUAUAUGCAGGCCAUCAGGUUUUCGACGCCUCAGAAAUACCAGCAUUAACUAGGGCGAUUCAACACUUUCACGAGAACUCUGCUGACCCAAAAUCAUCGGCCAUUCUCACAUUAUAUGGAGGAACCGAUAACCAGCCCGUUUUAUUGUUAUUUCACGACGGCGCGGGCCGUCCUGCCGCCUUUGACUCUUUCAAUAACUUUACUGCUUUGGUGAGCACCGUCAAGGACCAGUCAUUUGCAUCGUUUACUGGUUCUUUUUCAUCAAUUUCAAACGCAAACGACAAGCGCGGUGCCUAUCACACUAUGAGCACGUCUGGAUUUACGCAGAAAUUUUUAGCCGCUAUUGCCAACGAGUCAUUUCACUAUGGCCAGAUUGCUCAAGAGCACGCAGCAAGUGUUUCCUACCAUAUUGAGCCUUUUAUGAAGUAUGGCAAAUAUGCCACCGACUCCGCUUUCGCUCACGAUAACUCGCCAUUGCCACUCAAUUUAUUGUUCUUAUGGGAUAAAGAAGCCGAUGAUGCGUUUUGGAGAGCUAUAAUGCAGCAGUCUAUCGACCACCUUACGAAAGUAGCUACCGCGGAAGGAAUCUCUGACUCGGAGAUGCUUGCUUACCCUAAUUUUGCGCAGCAUACUUAUGCUGGUGCACAGAUUUAUGGCUUGAAAAAUACGGCUCGUCUGCGAGACAUUCAGCUUCGGUAUGAUCCAGCCGGGGUCAUGUUUUUGGCAGGUGGAUUUUCAAUUUAG